Aspergillus japonicus CBS 114.51 is the source of this 1401-nucleotide messenger RNA. RefSeq names its product phospholipase, PLC-D. The transcript is spliced from 7 exons. Bases 1 to 1401 code for a protein of 466 amino acids. The record is from RefSeq and is a predicted model, not a curated record. Lineage: Eukaryota; Fungi; Ascomycota; Eurotiomycetes; Eurotiales; Aspergillaceae. Gene Ontology annotation, biological process: phospholipid catabolic process. Gene Ontology annotation, molecular function: hydrolase activity, acting on ester bonds.
AUGAAGCUGAGCGUGGCUACGAUCUCGGCUUUGGCUACUCUGGCCACUGCGGUUCCCCACAGGCGGAACAGUGCACAAUGGGAUCAGGUUCGCUCCAAUAUCAAACAUGUUAUCUAUCUGAUGUUGGAGAACCACUCGUUCGACAACAUCGCGGGCUACUGGGACUUCCACCCGGACAUUGACAACCUGCGCAACAUCGACUACUGCAACGAGUACACGAACCCCAACUGGACAGUCUGGGGUGAACCUCUGAAUGUCUGCGCGGCGCCGUUUGAGACUGAGGUGCCCCUCACUGACCCGGACCACAACUUCGCGGGUGUCACCUACGAGAUCUUCCGCAAGUGGAACGUCACCAAGGAUGAUGUUCCCAACAUGGGUGGAUUCAUUGAGCGUCAGUCGGAGAAAUACAGUGCUACGCCGGGCGAAUCCAGCUUCGUCAUCAAGGCGUACGACCAGAAGAAAACGGCGACUCUGGCGGAAGUUGCCCAGAACUUCGCCUUCUGGGAUAGUUAUCACGCCGAGCACCCCGGCCCUACCAACCCCAACCGUCAGUUUGCUACUUCGGGUUCUACCUGUGGUAUGGUAGAUAACACUUACCAAUCUGCUGGAUGGUAUGCCAAUUACACGGGUACCACGUGUGCCACCUCGAUCUUCGAGUCGCUCAGUCAGAAGAACAUCACAUGGAAGAACUACUAUGAGACCGACAUUGUCGAUGCUUUCAUGUACAAGUGGGUGCAAGACAAUGCCAUGGACCGCCUGGUUCACUCCGACCAGUUCUACCGCGACCUCGAGGAGGGCACUCUCCCGCAGUUCUCCUACUACAACCCCGAGUGCUGCACCAUCGACUCCAUGCACCCGACCAGCAACAUGGCCUCGGGCGAGCAGCUGAUCAAGCAUCUGUACGAUGCGGUGCGCAAGUCCAAGUACUGGGACAAUGUUCUGAUCGUCAUCAACUUCGACGAACACGGUGGUUUCGCCGACCACGUCCCCACCCCUGUCAAUAUUCCCCAGCCUGAGGAUGGCAUUACUUUCUCCGGUGUGUCGGACGGCCACAACGUGACCUACGAUUACACUCGAUUGGGUGUUCGUGUCCCCGCGUUCCUGAUCUCCCCCUGGGUGCCCGCCAACCACCUGAUCCACGAUCAAGGGACGAGCUACGCCAACAACUCGGCGUACACCCACACCUCGAUCCUGCACUUCCUGCAGGAGCUGUGGAGCCUGGACGGGCUCAACAACCGGGUGCAGUGGGCCAAGACCUUCGAGUACCUCUUCACCAACACCAAGCGGGAGGACACCCCGGAGAAGCUGACGACGCCGACCUGGUACGGGGGCAGCAACGAGCCCAAGCCGGACCCGUUCUACAAGCUGAACCAGGACUACGACUAUUAUGAGAAUCUGUAA